This is a messenger RNA of Microdochium trichocladiopsis, 501 nucleotides long. RefSeq lists its product as uncharacterized. The record is from RefSeq and is a predicted model, not a curated record. The coding region runs from base 1 to 501 and encodes 166 amino acids. The transcript has 2 exons. NCBI's taxonomy places the organism in Eukaryota, Fungi, Ascomycota, Sordariomycetes, Xylariales, Microdochiaceae.
AUGGCUUACAGCAGCAAAAAGCUCGUAUCUGUUCAAGAAGGCUACGUACCAGAGACCAAAGGUGUACUGCGUGACAGGGUAGUGGGCGCAGCCGCUGGAAUCCCUAUUGGAGCGGAAAUUGGCCCCUUUGCCAACGGCACGUCCCUUAAGGCGAAUAUUGUUAUGCCAGGCGCAGCCAUCUGGGCAGCGAGAUUCCAUCAGCUUGACGUAAAAUAUAUCAAGAUGGCCAUCGAAGGGCGUGUGGAAUUGCCCAAUACUAUUAUGCUGCGAACCGAUAUGACGUAUCCAGGCGGGGUUCUCAUGAAUGACGGUCCUGUCCGAGGCGAGAACGAGGAGGUCGAUGGAGUACAAGUCAAGGAGGCAACUGCAGUUAGAUUGCGACUGUCAUCUCUGGCAGAAGAACUGACUGAGGGUGAACCCGAUGGAAGCUACUCGGCUGCGCUUGCGGAGGCAGAGAAUCGACUUAUUCGCGACGAAGGGGAUAGUGAAGAAGAUGAAUGA